CUAGCAAGUGUUUUCCUUAGAAAAAACCCAUAACAUAACCUCUAUUACAAGUAUCUACUCUCAUUAACGGACUUUGUUAAAUCAGUGUGAUCCCGGCGCUGCCGUUGUGCCGUGCGAUUCGAUUCGCGCCCAUCCAAUCCAGGCCGGCCGGCCAGGUUUCCUCCUCCUCGGCGACUCCGCCGCGCGCCGGCGCACAACUCCAGCCCCCGCGGACUCAGUUCCGCUCCAGCCAGACCCAAGAGCAUGGUUCCUGCCGCCAUGGCGGUCUCCGUCCCCUUCUGCCACGCCGUCCUGCCCUUCCCGGCCGCCGCCAGGGCCCCCUUGGCGCGCUCCCGAGGUGGGAGGCUGGGCCUCGCUUCGUGCUGCGGCGCCGGUCCUAUCUCCGCCAACGCGGUGACCUGCGCGGCCCCAGUCGCCGGUGCCGCCCGCGUCGGCAGGAGGAGGUGCGAGCUCUUUGAUCUCCAUCGGCAGGUAGUUCCUUAUGUUGAUUCGUGGGGUUGGCAGAAGUCCAUUGUUGAGAGGAGGAAAGCGUUGGUAGGCAUAGACACUGACACAGAUGAAGAUCACUCGGACACCUUGAUCGCGCUGCAACAUCCACCGGUUUAUACGUUGGGCAACGGCAACGAUGAGAAGUACCUCAAUUUCAAUUUAGAAGAUUCUCCUAUUGAGAUUCAUCGUAUCGAUCGUGCUGGGCAGGUGACAUAUCAUGGUCCUGGACAGCUUGUUCUGUACCCGGUUCUCAAUUUGCGGCAUCAGAAGAAGGAUCUUGUCUGGUACCAAAGGUCAAUUGAAGGUGUGAUCAUUCGCGCUCUUCAGUCUGCAUUCUCUAUCAAGGCAGCAAGAAUAGACGGCCUCACCGGUGUCUGGGUUGGUGACCAGAAAGUUGCAGCUAUUGGAAUUAUGUGCGCAAGAUGGAUAGUAUAUCAUGGUCUAGCGCUAAAUGUCACAACUGACCUAACCCCUUUCGAGCACAUUGUUCCCUGUGGCAUAAAGGGACGUAGCGUUGGGAGCAUAAAGCAGAUCUUACAAAAGGCUUCCAGCGGUAGAGAACUUAACGACGCAGAAUUAAUGGAUAUAGCUUAUGAAUCAUUGAUCAAAGAGUUUGCUGAGUUUUUCCAGCUCUCUCUGGAACCCAGCCCUGAUUUGCUUCUUUAGCUGGAUAACAUCAUCAAUCAACUGAAGAUUUUUUUUUUAUUAGAUCAUCGAAACUGACUUCUGCGAAGAAGUCAAAAACAAAUACAGAGCAGAUAGCAGAGGCAAGUUUUUAUUCAAAAGUGCAGCCUCCUUCAGUCCAGUGGUUGCAAAACUAGUGAUCCGUGUGCAAGAACUCAAGCCUUUGAUUCACCUGCAAGUCCAGCCAUGGGAACCAACCAUUCUCAGUAAAUCUGUCUUGCGAUUCUGGCCAGAUGAAAAGAAUUCAAGCAAACGCACGUCACCUUCUUUGGUGUUGGAAGUCGACCCUUCGGUGUCGACACCCGGCCACGCCUUGCAGGUGCAGUGCUUUCCUUUCUCGAUGUCUUCAUAGACGGAGGCGACAUGCUUGCCGCACCCCUUCCAGGUGAUCUUGCCGCAUUUUUCGCACUCCACCUUGUAGCACAUCCUGUGUUCUUCUUCUUCGGAUGAUCACCUAGCCCCCUGUUGGGAACUGUGGUAUGCUGCUCUGGACUGGACUAGCUGGGUGUGUGUGCCUCCUUGGCUCUCCAUGGAUUCAGCAUUUAUAGGAACAACCAAGUGCGGAUAAGCUCUAUGUGGCCCAGUGCGGUUGGUGGAGGAAACGAAGUCCGGAUAAGUUGUGCGAUUCUGUAGCUUGUAAAACUGUUGGGUAUUCCCAAUGCUGCGGCGAAUAUCAUUCACUUUGUAAAACUGUUAGGUGUUUCCAAUGCUGUGGCGAAUCUGAUCCGGAUGGGAACAACUCUGUGCUCCUUGUGCUGACCUUGUUGCAAUGAUCAAACCAAAGUUUGUGCUCUUGUGGCGAUCUUGUCGCAUUGGCCAAACCUAAGUUGCUGAUUUCUA
This is a messenger RNA of Hordeum vulgare subsp. vulgare (domesticated barley), 2013 nucleotides long. RefSeq names its product octanoyltransferase LIP2p2, chloroplastic-like. Gene Ontology annotation, molecular function: lipoyl(octanoyl) transferase activity. Gene Ontology annotation, biological process: protein lipoylation. NCBI's taxonomy places the organism in Eukaryota, Viridiplantae, Streptophyta, Magnoliopsida, Poales, Poaceae. The record is from RefSeq and is a predicted model, not a curated record. Bases 244 to 1155 code for a protein of 303 amino acids. The transcript has 4 exons. Gene Ontology annotation, cellular component: mitochondrion.